UCUACAGUUCGAUCUGUUUGCUUGAUAAUGCAACAGAACCAUCUAUAUACCCCAACACCUAUUCUACUCGACAAUUCGGACAUGCGAACAUGUUAGUUGACAUAUAAUCGACUGCAUAACCCACCACAUCCCCUUUCGAUAGAAUUCGCUCGCCCAUAAAGACCUGCAGAAGCAUGGCAGGAUCCGGCACCAGGAAAGGCUCGACACCAGCCAAGGUGCCCUUUGGCGCAAAGUCCCAGACUCCAGCGAAGCGCAACGGCAGCCUUCUGAACUUCUUCCAAAAGGCCGAUGGACCCCCCAAAGCCACCUCGACCCAGCCCCGGAUCACACAGUUUGCCACCAAGACCGCCCGUCCCGCCGCGAACGGCCCCAGCACGCCGACCCUGCGCAGACAGGGCAGCUCCACGGUUAGCAAUGGCGCAGGCGGAUUGUUUCUCGAGGACAGGAACGCGAGCAAAGCCGAGGCGGCGUACGCAACCUCCGAACCCGAGAGAGCCACACGGUCGAAAACCCCGGACGAUAUCUGGGAAGGCGAGCCGGAAGCCCCAGCAGCGGCGACGGCCGGGGAAGAUCGAUAUAAUGAGAACGGAUCCGCUGUCAAGAAACGCAAGGUCGAUUCUCCUUCCGAUGGCGUUGCACAAGACAAGCCGGCCGGGUCAACGGACGCUACCCCGGCGCCGGCGAAAAAGUCUCGCCACCUCAGUGGGCCCUUCAUCGAUGAAUCCGACAGCGAGGAGGAGGAUUUAGAGAAAUUUCGCGAUUUUACGGACGAGCCGCCGCUUGUAUUAGAAACGAAGUCUAUUGCCGAUGCGACAGAGUCACCACCCGUCGACGCCGGAGACAAACCACGGACGUCCGCUGUCGACACUCCACCCUUGGUAAGAGAAGCCACGAGUUACACCGAACCUGAUGAAUAUACGAAUUUUGACGAUGUGGAAGACGAGUUCCGUGGGGAAGAAGAUUUCUUAGAUGCCUUUGACGACGACGAUGAUGGUCAUGAAGAGAAGGAACUGGUGAUUGAUUUGGAUGAUACUGGGGAUGGGGUAGAUUUCAAUGGCGGUGGCGAUGACUCGUUUGGUUGCGAAGCGCCCGUAUGUCCGAUAUGUCAGACUAGUUUGGUUGGUCUUAACGAAGCUGAUGUGUCGGUGCAUGUCAACGACUGCUUGGAUGGAAAGCCUAGUCCGGUGCAACCGAAGCCGGAGCCUGAAGUCAAGUCUGAAUCUGGUGUCAAGCUCGAGUCCGAUAUCAAGCCCGACCCCGAACCUCCAUCGAAAGCAUUAAAUCGUAUGGAACGGGCGGCGAUUGCUCGUCCAGCACAACGCGAUCCAUACGCCUCCGGCGCGGCGAAGACACGGUCCGCAUUCUCCAAGCUUAUGGCUGGAAAUGCGGAGGACAGCGCUUGGGCCGCAGCAGCGGCCAAUGAGGUGGCAUCCAGGGGCAAGCAGGCCUAUCAACGGACCUGUCCGUUCUACAAGAUCAUGCCUGGCUUCUCUAUCUGUGUGGACGCAUUUCGUUACGGCGCCGUCGAAGGCUGCAAUGCUUACUUCCUUAGUCACUUUCAUAGCGACCACUACAUCGGGCUUACCGGUUCCUGGCGGCAUGGCCCUAUAUACUGCAGUCGCGCGACGGCCAAUCUCGUCUGCCAGCAGUUGAAAGUCAACCGUAAAUGGCUUGUGCCACUCGACUUUGAGCAGAAGACGGAGAUUCCUGGCACGGGCGGUGCACAUGUGACGAUCAUCGAGGCGAACCAUUGUCCUGGAAGUGCAAUAUUUCUCUUCGAGAAGACUACGGGAUCUGGCCCUUCGCAACGGACGCAACGCGUGCUUCAUUGCGGCGACUUUCGCGCCUCCCCGCUCCAUGUGCAGCAUGCACUCCUGCGCCCCGAGGUUGUCGAUCCAGCUACAGGUCAGCGCCGCCAGCAAAGAAUAGAUGCUUGCUACCUCGACACCACGUAUCUGAGUCCCAAGUAUGCCUUCCCGAGCCAGGACGACGUCAUUCAAGCUUGUGCCGAUCUUUGCGUGGACCUGAAUGAAGGAGAGCAGAAGAGUAGCGGGCUUGCUUUUGGAUCGGCGGGCCGUUCCUCUGGCAUUGGAGGAGGAUUGAUGAGCAAGUUCGUCUCGAAGGUAACAGGCUCUUCAGCGUCACAGUCCACAGCUUCAAGCUCUAGUGGCCGAUUGCUCGUGGUGAUAGGGACGUAUAGCAUUGGGAAAGAGCGCAUCUGUCUCGGGAUUGCGCGCGCGCUGAAAAGCAAAAUCUUUGCCACCCCAGCCAAACAGCGGAUCUGCGCGUGCCUGGAAGAUCCUGAGCUGUCAUCGCUGCUGACAGACGAUCCGCAUGAGGCACAGGUGCACAUGCAGACACUCUUCGAGAUUCGAGCCGAGACGCUGGCCGACUAUCUGGACUCCCUGAAGCCACACUUCACGAAAGUGGUGGGCUUUCGACCGACCGGUUGGACGUACCGGCCACCCGCUGGCCGGGUGCUGGACAACCCCCCUGUGUCGACAGUGCUUCACUCGGCGCAUUGGCAGACUCCGUUUUCGGCACGCGACCUCGUGCCACAACGGGGCAGUACGCGGGAGAGUGCCUGCUUUGGGGUGCCGUACAGCGAGCACAGCUCAUUCCGCGAAUUGACCAUGUUCUGCUGUGCCUUACGGAUCGGACGGGUCAUCCCGACGGUCAAUGUGGGCAGUCAGAAAAGUCGUGAACGCAUGAAGGCAUGGAUUGAACGGUGGGAAGCCGAGAAGCGGAAGAGUGGGUUGUACCAAGUCGAAGGCGAACGGUGGUGAUGGUGUGUGUGGCAUAAUCUGUACAGUACAUAGAUUCUUUAACAUAAGAC
Messenger RNA from Aspergillus homomorphus CBS 101889, 2836 nucleotides. Its product is annotated as DNA cross-link repair protein PSO2. The transcript has 2 exons. Gene Ontology annotation, biological process: interstrand cross-link repair; protection from non-homologous end joining at telomere; double-strand break repair via nonhomologous end joining. Bases 174 to 2786 code for a protein of 870 amino acids. The record is from RefSeq and is a predicted model, not a curated record. Lineage: Eukaryota; Fungi; Ascomycota; Eurotiomycetes; Eurotiales; Aspergillaceae. Gene Ontology annotation, molecular function: 5'-3' DNA exonuclease activity; damaged DNA binding.